This is a messenger RNA of Penicillium subrubescens, 603 nucleotides long. RefSeq names its product 40S ribosomal protein eS7. The transcript is spliced from 3 exons. NCBI's taxonomy places the organism in Eukaryota, Fungi, Ascomycota, Eurotiomycetes, Eurotiales, Aspergillaceae. Gene Ontology annotation, molecular function: structural constituent of ribosome. Gene Ontology annotation, biological process: translation; ribosomal small subunit biogenesis; rRNA processing. The coding region runs from base 1 to 603 and encodes 200 amino acids. The record is from RefSeq and is a predicted model, not a curated record. Gene Ontology annotation, cellular component: cytosolic small ribosomal subunit; 90S preribosome; ribosome.
AUGGCUGCCAUCAACAAGAUUGCCACCAACUCGCCCUCCCGGCAGAACCCCUCCGAGCUGGAGACCGCGAUUGCCGGUGCUCUGUUCGACCUCGAGAGCAACACUCAGGACCUGAAGGCCUCCCUUCGCCCCCUGCAGUUCGUCUCUGCCCGUGAGGUCGAGGUCGGCCACGGCAAGAAGGCCAUCGUUGUCUUCGUCCCCGUCCCCCUCCUGCAGAGCUUCCACAAGAUCCAGCAGCGCCUGACCCGCGAGCUGGAGAAGAAGUUCUCUGACCGCCACGUCCUCUUCGUUGCUCAGCGCCGCAUUCUGUCCCGCCCCAAGCGCUCCGUCAACUCCCGCACCAACCAGACCCAGAAGCGCCCCCGUUCCCGCACUCUGACCGCUGUCCACGACAACAUCCUCGCUGACCUGGUCUACCCCGUUGAGAUCGUCGGCAAGCGCAUCCGCACCAAGGAGGACGGCUCCAAGACCCUCAAGGUCGUUCUGGACGAGAAGGAGAAGGGUGGUGUUGACCACCGCCUCGAUGCCUACGGCGAGGUCUACCGUCGGUUGACCGGCCGUACUGUCGUGUUCGAGUUCCCCCAGAGCGGCGCCGAGUACUAA